AUGGCGACCAAAGACGCUAUCUCGCCCAACGACGAUGUUGAGGUCGCGACCAACUACUCCAAGACGGGAGACCGGGAUGCUGACCACAAUGGCGAUUUGCUGACGUCGACUGAGGAGCGCGACCUGCGACGUGGUCUCGAGCAGCGACACUUGUCGAUGCUGGGUAUCGCCGGUGCCAUCGGCACGGGACUCUUCCUCGGCCUCGGUGGAGCCAUCCAGACGGGCGGUCCCGUCGGCGCGCUUCUUGGCUAUGCCACCAUCGGUUGUGUUGUGUUUGCCGUGCAAUUCGCCCUCGGAGAGGUAGCAGCCCUUCUGCCGGUCACCGGUGCCUUUGUACGACAUGCCGAGUUCCUCGUCGACCCCGCCUGGGGCUUCGCCAUCGGGUGGAACCUGGUCUACGGCAACCUUUUGUCCAUCCCGGCCGAGAUCACGGCCAUUUGCGUCUUGUUCCAGUUCUGGACCGACGUCAACUCGACCGUUUGGAUCGUCACCUUCAUCCUGCUGACGUUCCUCGUGGGCAUCGCCUUUGUGCGCGUCUUCGGUGAAGUCGAGUUCGUCUUCGCGCUGCUCAAGAUCGCCCUCGUCAUCUUCCUCAUCAUCCUCGGUCUCGUCAUCGACCUCGGCGGCGUGCCUGGCACCGAGCGGAUCGGCUUCCGCUACUGGAAAGAUCCCGGCCCCUUUGUUGAGUACAUCGGCAAGGGCGACUGGGGCAAGUUCCUCGGCUACUGGAGCGUCAUGUCGACGGCCGUCUUCUCCUUUGCCGGCACUGAGUCGAUCGCCAUGGCGGCCGCCGAGACGCGCAACCCGCGCCGCGCCAUCCCGCGCGCCUGCAAGCGCGUCUUCAUCCGCAUCGUCCUCUUCUACCUGCUCGCCGUCCUCGUCGUUGGCAUGCUCGUGCCCAGCAACGACCCGCGCCUCGACGACGCCUACGGCACCGCCGCCCAGAGCCCCUUUGUCAUCGCCGCCUCGGCCGCCGGCAUCAAGGCCAUCCCGAGCGUCGUCAACGCCGUCGUCAUCACCUCGGCCUGGUCGGCCUCGAACCAGAGCCUGCUCUCCGGCACCCGCGUGCUCUACAGUCUCGCCCUCAAGGGCCAGGCCCCCAAGAUCUUCCUGCGCACCACCUCCUGGGGCACGCCCUACGUCUGCGUCCUGCUGUUCACGGCUUUCAUGUUCCUCAGCUUCAUGAGCCUGUCCAACGGCGCCAUGACCGUCUUCUGGUGGUUCGUCGACCUGACCUCAGCCGGUGUCCUCGUGUCCUGGUCCAGCAUCCUGUUCAACCACAUCCGCCUCAAGCUCGCCAUGAAGAGGCAGAACAUCCCCGCCGAGAAGCUCCCCUGGCACAACGCAUGGACCUGUACGCAAACCCCCCUCCCCUCUGUCGCCACGGCGCCCCCAAGAGAUAGAGAGCUGACCAGACCCAACACAGUCUACACGUCGUGCGCAGCGUUCGCCAUGUGCCUCACCAUUCUCUUCACGAGCGGAUUCUCCGUCUUCACCAAGGGAAACUGGGACACGGCCGGCUUCAUCUCCUCGUACUUGGAUAUCCCGCUCGUCACCGGAGCCUACCUCCUCUGGAAGGUGCUCAAGAAGACGCGAUUCGUGUCGCUCGACAGCGUGCCGCUGGAUUCGGCCUUUGAGCAGGUAGAUCAGAACCCAGAGGAGCCCGAGGUUGAGGAAAAGGGCUGGAUCAGGGCUGUCAGCUGGAUCUGGAACUAA
This is a messenger RNA of Verticillium alfalfae VaMs.102, 1716 nucleotides long. RefSeq names its product dicarboxylic amino acid permease. Lineage: Eukaryota; Fungi; Ascomycota; Sordariomycetes; Glomerellales; Plectosphaerellaceae. The record is from RefSeq and is a predicted model, not a curated record. Gene Ontology annotation, cellular component: membrane. Bases 1 to 1716 code for a protein of 571 amino acids. The transcript has 2 exons. Gene Ontology annotation, biological process: amino acid transmembrane transport. Gene Ontology annotation, molecular function: amino acid transmembrane transporter activity.